Penicillium concentricum is the source of this 765-nucleotide messenger RNA. RefSeq lists its product as uncharacterized. The transcript has a single exon. The record is from RefSeq and is a predicted model, not a curated record. Lineage: Eukaryota; Fungi; Ascomycota; Eurotiomycetes; Eurotiales; Aspergillaceae. The coding region runs from base 1 to 765 and encodes 254 amino acids.
AUGGAUAUGGACGACCAGGCAACCGAUCCCGUCCCUCUGCCGUAUUUGAGUCUCUUCAGAGAUCGUCACAAUUACCAGGCCUUCGGGACUACCAGCCGGUUUGACUCAACCCUUGGCCUUGCUAGAGCAUGCACUUACGGCGACCUUUCCCACAAUGCUUCAGUACAUCUGAAUGGAGUUCUCGCCAGCGGCUCUGUGACAUUUUGCUGGGUUCCUCAUUUCUUUGGGGCUUUUGAGCAUAGCCAGUCACUGGAGACUUUCAUUGGCCUGGGCAGUAAGGUCCUUCUACUUGAUCCCAAUAUCGUGAGAUGUCAAGCGAUGCCAACUAUGUGCAGGGAGCGUAUACCUCCAUUUCUAGCCUGUGUCCACCCAGAGAGAAGAACACAUUCGCCUCGAAGCUCAAUCGCCUACGGAUUGAGUAUUGAUGGAGAAGAGCUCCUUUCUCUUCGCUUCACCAUACAUUAUGAGAUUCUGAUGAAAGACUACCCAGCUAACUUGUCGAAAGUGGCGAAGGUUUUUCUGAUGAAAGUGCCUGGCGGCUGCUACAAUAUCAUCACGAGCAUACUAGUCUUCAUCAUGCGAGACGCUGUUGCCCAGUCCCAGUACACAUUGAAGAAUUACUUCAAGAGGAUGUCUCCAUGGAGGAUGAGUCUUUGUUUCUCCCAUCACAUGAAUGUCCGCCAUCUCAAUAUUCAUGCGUAUUCGGUCGGCGAGAAACUGGGGAGACUCAUCGACAUGGCAGUGUGGAGAGUAAACUACUUCUAA